Ctenocephalides felis (cat flea) is the source of this 343-nucleotide messenger RNA. Its product is annotated as myotubularin-related protein 2-like. Gene Ontology annotation, molecular function: phosphatidylinositol-3,5-bisphosphate 3-phosphatase activity. Lineage: Eukaryota; Metazoa; Arthropoda; Insecta; Siphonaptera; Pulicidae. The record is from RefSeq and is a predicted model, not a curated record. The transcript has 5 exons. Bases 8 to 343 code for a protein of 111 amino acids.
UAAAAGAAUGGGUAUUGGCAAUAGUGAUUCUUGGAGAAUAACUAAAGUUAAUGAUAAAUAUGAGAUUUGUGAUAGUUAUCCUUCUGUUUGGGCUGUUCCUGUUUCAUGUACUGAUGAUGAUCUUCGAGCUGUUGCAGCCUUCAGGAGUAGAGGACGACUGCCAGUUCUUUCAUGGAUUCAUCCCAUUUCACAAGCGAGCAUUACUAGAUGUUCACAACCACUUGUUGGAGUCAGUGGUAAACGAAGUGCAGAUGAUGAGACAUAUGUCAGGACACUUAUGGAAAUAAAUUUACAAUCUCACAAAUUAUCAAUCAUUGACGCAAGACCGAUGGCUAAUAUAUAG